GCAUCAUCACUCAACUCAACACCACCAAGAGAUAUAAAGAUAAACAGAUUUAUUGUUUUUUAAAAAUCAGAGAAAGAGAGGGCGAAAGACAAACCUCUCUAGCCCUAGAAUUUUGCAUUCCGAUAAGGACUUUUCUGUAAAGCCAGCCAUUUUUGUAGUAAGUAAUAAUAAUACUUGCCCUCUUCACUCAAAUCAAAUGACCUCUCUUCUCUCUACAGACUUUGCUCUCCUUUAGUAUCCCAUUAAUACUCUUUUACCUUUAACUCUCUUCUUCUUCUUCCACAGCAUAACUUUUCUACCUGUAACACAUUUCACUAAUGGUUUUGGGGUUUUGCCCAAGAAGAUGCUUGGUGCUUAAGGGUUUAUCAUGGGUUGGUGAGAGUGUGGACCUGUUUCAGUCUUUUCUGGUCUGGUCUUGAUCUUCAAUAUGAAGCCUUUUUCUUUGUUUCUUCUGGUUUGGUUUGUCAAAGUAAAUGCAUGGAUCGAAGGGAUGCUAUGGCUUUAUCUGGGUCAGCCUCUUACUAUAUGCAACAAAGAGGAAUGACUAGUUCUGGGAUGGGAACACCACAUAAUCUGCAUGGAUCAACCGGCAUUCAUACAUUAUCUAAUCCAAAUGUACAGUUUCAAUCAAAUAUUGGAGGCACUACUCUUGGAUCAACAUUACCUGUAGAGCCUUCAUCAGCAAUUUCAUCUCAUGGUGUCAAUGUUGGUGCUCCUUCUGGCUUGCCACAAAGCGAGCCUGCUAAGAGGAAGAGGGGAAGGCCCCGGAAAUACGGGCCCGAUGGAACCGUGUCAUUGGCAUUAUCUCCUGCUGUGUCUACUCAUCCUGGUACCUUAAGACCAACCCAAAAGCGGGGCAGAGGGCGACCUCCCGGAACUGGAAGAAAACAACAAUUAGCUUCACUUGGUGAAUGGCUGUCUGGCUCAGCUGGGAUGGGCUUCACUCCACAUAUCAUCACUGUUGCAAUAGGAGAAGACAUUGCGACAAAAAUAAUGUCCUUUUCACAACAAGGGCCCAGAGCAGUAUGUGUCUUAUCAGCUAAUGGUGCUGUCUCUACUGCAACUCUCCGUCAGCCAUCUACUUCUGGUGGCACUGUAACAUAUGAGGGGCGUUUUGAGAUAUUGUGUCUGUCAGGCUCCUACUUGCUCACUAGUAGUGGUGGCCCCCGCAACCGAAGUGGUGGUCUGAGUGUCUCCCUUGCUAGUCCUGAUGGUCGUGUCAUUGGUGGAGGAGUUGGGGGAAUGCUUAUUGCAGCAAGCACUGUUCAGGUAAUAGUGGGGAGUUUCUUGUGGGGAGGUUCAAAGACAAAGAAUAAGAAAGGGGAAAAUCCAGAAGGUGUGAGAGACUUAGAACAUCAGACAAUUGACAAUCCAGUGACUCCAACUAGUGUUCCAUCAAGUCAUAAUCUCACUCCAACUUCUUCAGUGGGUGUAUGGCCUGGUUCAAGGCCAAUGGAUAUGCACAAUCCCCAUGUUGACAUCGAUUUAAUGCGUGGGUGACAAUUCCUCUGUUAAUUUUACAAGCCGUGUAUAUAUUCUGUUGUUUGAACGCCACUUAAAUCUGAUUUAUGACUGUAGAAUCCAGUUGAUUUUGAACCAUGACAAUUC
This is a messenger RNA of Pistacia vera, 1608 nucleotides long. RefSeq names its product AT-hook motif nuclear-localized protein 11-like. Lineage: Eukaryota; Viridiplantae; Streptophyta; Magnoliopsida; Sapindales; Anacardiaceae. The record is from RefSeq and is a predicted model, not a curated record. Gene Ontology annotation, molecular function: minor groove of adenine-thymine-rich DNA binding. The coding region runs from base 478 to 1500 and encodes 340 amino acids. The transcript is spliced from 7 exons.